Ustilago hordei is the source of this 4407-nucleotide messenger RNA. RefSeq lists its product as uncharacterized. NCBI's taxonomy places the organism in Eukaryota, Fungi, Basidiomycota, Ustilaginomycetes, Ustilaginales, Ustilaginaceae. The transcript has a single exon. Gene Ontology annotation, molecular function: protein serine/threonine kinase activity; ATP binding. The record is from RefSeq and is a predicted model, not a curated record. The coding region runs from base 1 to 4407 and encodes 1468 amino acids. Gene Ontology annotation, cellular component: cytoplasm; cytoskeleton. Gene Ontology annotation, biological process: actomyosin structure organization; peptidyl-threonine phosphorylation.
AUGCCAUCCCCCCACUCGCCCUCGUGGCAAGAACGGCACGACACAAUACUACAUGUCUUACAAACCACAAGUGUCAGAGCAGCUCUUUGUGACUUCAAAAUCACUCACGCUAGCGUGCGCAAGCUCUGCCAUGUCGCACCAGACAAAUCCAAUACGAACAAGAGCCCCUCAGAUAUCACACCCACCUCCUUGGGCGAGCUGCUUGACAUCGCUCUCGUCAUUGCAUGGUCCGCCCAUGGUCUUGCAGUAACCAGAGAUCCCAAUCCCUUCAGAGCGGCAGCAGCAGCAUCAUCAUCUUUGCUUCAUCUGCCGACUGCCAGCUUGCAAGUGCAAGAUUUCAAGACGGUCAAAGUACUACAAAAGAGUGCAGGUAGUCUGGUCGAGGUAGUCAAGAGUCGCCUCGAUGGUCGCGUCUAUGUCCUCAAAUCGCUUGUCAAGCGCUUUGCUCGCCGCAACGCUGCCAUUCAGACUCCCAUUAACGAGACCAAGCUUCUGCAACGGCCAUCAGGCCAUGAUGAGACGACUUCUACGAGCCAGCAAGGCCUUCAGCUCUUGACACCACAGCUGCUUGCCGCCUUCCAGACACAAAACUCAGUUCACCUCCUCAUGGAAUACCUUCCAAGCGGCGAUUUCAGUCAACUCCUCAUCGCUGCCAGUAGUUGCGGCCCAGAGUAUCCCGGUCGCGCAUCAACAGGUCUCUUGACAGAACACUGGAUCCUCACCUACAGCGUUGAUAUGAUUCAGGCCAUCGCUUGGGUUCAUCGCCAAGGCUUUGCCCACAGAGACAUCAAGCCAGGCAACUUCCUUUUGGAUCGCAGCGGUCACCUCAAAUUAUGCGACUUCUCCAGCGCAGCUCCAUUCAGUGACUUCAGCACCCGCCAAGCCUCUCCCUCAGAACAUCCAUCCAGGCCUCCUUCAUCAGCAUCCAAUCGCAAAGUAUGGGCAUUCUACUGCUCUCAACCUACGGGCACGUGCGACUACUUGUCACCCGAAGUUCUUCAGGCCGAAGAAAAGCGUGUUCUCGAGCAACAGCGACUUUGCGACAUGUCCAGUCUCGACGACCUCCUUGCUUUCCAACCUCAAGCCCGUCUCUUCUCCUCCCCAGAUGCUGCUAAAGCUCCCGAAAGGUCACCUGGCAUGUAUGGACCCGAGGUCGAUUGGUGGAGCUUCGGAGUCAUGCUCUAUGAGAUGCGCUACGGCGUUCUGCCUUUCUUCGCCAGCAAGAUGCAAGAGACCUACGAGAAGAUCAAAGAUCACCGAUCAUCUCUCAACUUCGACCCGACAGUGGCCUGCUCGAGUUUGCUCAAAAGUCUUACACAAGGUCUUUUGACCGAAGCUGCCCACCGUCUCGGUCGUAUCUCUUCCGAAGAACUACAAAAGCAUGCCUUCUACCGCGCUCAAGCCAUCGACUGGUCCCAACAGUGGCCACUACAGCCUCCUUUCAUGCCAAAUCCUAACGCAGCAGCUGAUGCGCAAUUCUUCAAUGGACAAGUAGGCCAGUUUGGUGGCCAGCCAAGCGGACGACCAGCGGUCGGCGUCGCUGCUCGAUUCCAGGACAACUCGCUUUCUGUCGUAUCAAGCCUUCCAUCGUUCUCAGCGUUGUACAAUGGCGAUCCUGACGACUUUCCCGCCUUUGCUGAUUCUCGCGAGCUCGCAUCAGAGUCGCCUCACCAACACCAAAGCUGGUGGAACGGUGAGAAGGGUCCUGAACAAAGCCUCGGCAUCGGUGCAUCUCGCGAUCACCACUCCAGCAAAGCAUGGCCAGCCAAUGCUGUAGCUGACGCUACAAUGCAGAACGAGGCGACGCUUCCGAGCAUGCCAAGGUCAUCGUCUUCACCUGCGGUCCUACUAAGCUCAACUUCUCACUCUGCCACACUGCACGACACAAGCGCAACCAUGGGUGCUCCAAUCUCACCUUACCUUUCGCGUUCCGCCCCACGCUGGUCAGACUGCGACACUACCUUUAUCGGCUUCAGCUAUCUUCCGCACCGAGAUGCGUUUGUGCCUGCGACCGACUUGCCAGAAGUGCAGAUGCCUGGAGAGAUGUCGACAGCCACAAGCUUGGACGAUAUCGUACACAAGACUGGUGGCUCUCCAUCCGGCUGGCCUGCAAGUACCCCUCUAGCCUCCACGCCCUUCCGCGGCGGAACGUCGUGCCACUCGCUCACAAUGCUGCCGACACCUCCCUCUUUCGCUCCGAUGGUCGGCGCAGCAAGUAGUGCAGACGAAGCAGAUGCAGUUCAACGCACCAGCAUGCAGGCUGACAGGCCACCUACUGUGCCUUUUGCGCAGCAGCAGAACUUUGUGACGCCUGCCCGCAAAUCACCUUACAUGGCCAUGCAUGAUCGCUUCCGCCAGAUGCAAGGCCAAGAAGCACCCAUCCCAGAGGACGCUCUGGCUCACUUCACGCCCGCAGUUCCUGCCUCUCCGUAUCCUUUCCCCAUGGCAUCCGUCGCCCGCACCUCCAAGUUCACGGGCGGCAAGAAGCCGAUGCUAUACCGCCGUGAUCUCGACCGAGCGCGAUCUGCGACACCAGGCGGCGGAAGCGUCGGAUCAGAUAGUCGACAGUCUGGAGGUAGUAACGCUGUUCGCGAGAUGUCGGAGCGAGAAGCGUGGGAUGAGAUGAUGGCAGCAGUACAGAAGAGCGUUCGCAAGAAGGCGCCAGCCCAACCCCUUCCCCCGACACCGCUAAACGCAUCCGCUCCGCGCCCCACCGGCUUGCCUCGCUCCUCGACUGAUCCACAGCUAUCUGCCUCCAAGCCUAUCUCUAUGCAGCCUUCGCGUCGACCGCAAGCGCAGGACACAACAGACGCAGUGGCAUCCCGGCGUGCUUCGACAUGUAGAGCAUUGCAGCAGCUAGGAGCUCCCCGGCAGGCAGCGAAUGGAAACCAAGCAGCGCAUCCAGCGGCUCAAGAGAAAGCGGCGUCGACAGUGCAUCCGUCGGGUGCUCUUCGACCACGUAGGUCUCGAGCAGCACUGAUUGCGCCUCGCGCCAUGGUCAACACAGUUGCACCCGAGUCUCCCGACGGAUCAUCGCCUCUAGCCUUCCUCAACCACUCGCCCCCGCUUGGCGCGCUUCCUCAAAGCCAAUACACGCUCGACAUCGACAUGUACGACUCUGACGGAUCAGAUGACUCCACCAAUGGACGACGUAGGCUCAAGCACAAGAAGAGUGCCCGACAGCUUCUCAUCAGAGCGCAGGAGCGUGGCACACCGACGAAACCCAACCGUGCUCAGAGUCCACCGCUGACCGAAGCCUUCGCCUCGGCACCUUCUGUUGCUGCAGUUCUCGAAGCGGCAGGCUCACGAAGCUCGCCUCCCAUCUUCCUGAGCGACCAAUCUGUCCGCAGUGGCAACUCUUCACGAGAUGUCUCCUACGAGCACGGCGGCACAGACCUGGCUUCCGCACCAGCUCGUGUCAGGGCCAUGUCGAUUCAACGUUCCGACAAGGGCUCGCCAGACAUCAACAAUGAGGUAAUGUCGACAAGUUUGGGAAAGACUUCGAUUACAUUCGCACCGAUGUCUUAUGUACCUGUUCUUGGCGCGAUCCCUCCUUGGAGGGAUCGCAGAGACCGUCCUGGUAGUCAUGAUGGUCACAGUGACGGGCUAGGAGUACAACGAGAGUCAGGUCGUCUCGGCAAGACCAUUCGCCGAAAGGACAGCGGCGAGAUGCUUUCACAGUACCGCAAGACGAAAGGCAUGGGACGGGCAACGAGUAUGCUAUCGCUCAGUGAUCGUGCCAAGGCAGACGCCCAAGCAGCGACUUUGCGCCCUGGCACGGCUCUGUCUUCCUCGCCACCUGCUGCAGAAGGUGAAGAUGACUUCAUCCUUGGCCAUGUCGAGAGCCGAAUUCAAGCCAUGAUUCCAGGCCGAACCAUGCGACGCUUCUCGAGUGUGCUGCCUCUCAAAGAGAGGGAGAAAGUGACUAUCGAGCGACCUGCUAGUCAGGACGGUACAUCAAAGACAAGUCGAGGCUUCGGCCGCUUCAAGAGCCGCAUUGUUUCAGCGACGCUGUCGGAGGAGCCAAAUGAGGAGAUUCUCGGCGACGAGGUCAAGAUCAAACCGCACAGAAGGGCGCAGGUGGAAGAAUCCAGACGCGCUCGAAAGUCCAGUGGCACAUCGACGGACGAACAGCAGCAGACUUCUUCAAGACUGGGUCGCAAGAUGGGCGAGACACUGCCAACGUCGUUUGCCAUUCGCAAUUCUUCAGCUCCGUUGGCGUCUUCUGCUGCUCUCAAGAAGGUCAGCUUAAACCCAACUCUGGAAGCAACAAAGGCCGUCGACUCACCCGGUAAAGGCGAUGUGAGCCUGAUGACAGGUCUCAAUCAGCGUCACAAUGCACUACAAGGGUCGCUGCUGGGUCUCGAAGCACGCCUUGCACGCCUCAAAGCUCGGCUUGAAGACUGA